Lycium ferocissimum is the source of this 2052-nucleotide messenger RNA. RefSeq names its product gamma aminobutyrate transaminase 3, chloroplastic-like. The record is from RefSeq and is a predicted model, not a curated record. Lineage: Eukaryota; Viridiplantae; Streptophyta; Magnoliopsida; Solanales; Solanaceae. Gene Ontology annotation, biological process: biotin biosynthetic process. Gene Ontology annotation, molecular function: pyridoxal phosphate binding; S-adenosyl-L-methionine:8-amino-7-oxononanoate transaminase activity.
UACAAAUUUUAUCCUUAUAUAAUGUCUUUAUUAUACAUUUUAGGACAAAACAGCUUAGUCAUCGGUUGUCACUUGUCAAUUCUCUUUCUUUCUAAUUUCUUGUUUCUUUGUUCUCUUAAACUUUCUGCAUGCUCUUUUAAACAUAAUUAAAAUAUUAUAGCUUUAAGAAAGAGAGAACAGAGGCAAAGGGAGGUUUUUUGGUGUAUAUAAAAAGUUAUAAUUCCUAAAGGAAUUUUGAAGAAAUGGCCAAGUUUACUAAUUUGAUUGGAUCUGGGAUUAUAGCAGCCACCAACCAGGUCUGUUCCCAUGUCAAGCAUAUCCCUGCUGUUAGCAAUUUGCAGAAACAAAUCUCUUGCGACCCAAUACAGGUCAGAUGGAAUAGCACCGAGCCAUCUUUGAAGAAUGAUCUUUCAGCAACUGACUAUAGAGGAUAUAAGGGGCAUGAUAUGUUGGCACCUUUUACAGCCGGGUGGCAUACUACUGAUUUGGAACCUUUAGUUAUACAAAAGUCUGAGGGUUCUUAUGUCUAUGACAUUAAUGGGAAGAAGUACCUCGAUGCUCUAGCUGGAUUGUGGUGCACAACCUUAGGGGGAAAUGAGCCUCGUCUUGUUGCUGCUGCAACUAAACAACUCAACGAGUUGCCCUUUUACCAUUCAUUUUGGAAUCGUACUACAAAACCUUCUUUGGAUCUUGCAAAGCAACUCCUAGAUCUGUUUACUGCAAAUAAAAUGGCGAAAGCUUUCACAAACAGCGGUUCAGAAGCCAAUGAUACACAGGUGAAACUGGUGUGGUAUUACAACAAUGCACUCGGGAGGCCAGAAAAAAAGAAAUUCAUUGCUCGAACAAAAGCAUACCACGGUUCAACUCUGAUUUCCGCAAGUCUCUCUGGUCUUCCUGCACUUCAUCAGAAAUUUGAUCUGCCAGCUCCGUUUGUUCUGCACACUGACUGUCCUCAUUAUUGGCGCUUUCACCUGCCAGGUGAGACGGAAGAAGAGUUCUCAACAAGGUUGGCAAAUAAUUUGGAAAAUCUCAUACUCAAAGAGGGACCUGAAACAAUAGCUGCUUUCAUUGCUGAACCAGUGAUGGGAGCGGGAGGUGUCAUACCUCCUCCAGUGAACUAUUUUGAUAAGAUCCAAGCUAUACUCAAGAAGUACGACAUUCUUGUCAUUGCGGAUGAGGUCAUAUGUGGAUUUGGAAGGCUCAGGACAAUGUUCGGAUGUGAAAAAUACAACAUUAAACCUGAUCUUGUCUCUGUUGCGAAGGCUCUUUCUUCUGGAUAUAUGCCAAUUGGUGCUGUCCUUGUAAGCCCUGAAGUUAAUGAUGUCAUAUAUUCUCAAAGCAACAAACUUGGUAUAUUUUCCCAUGGAUUUACUUAUUCGGGGCACCCUGUCUCGUGUGCUGUUGCCCUGGAAACAUUGAAGAUCUACAAGGAAAGGAAUAUUAUUGAGCAAGUAAACAGAAUAUCGCCAAAGUUCCAAGAAGGUUUGAAAGCAUUUUCCGACAGUCCCAUAAUCGGGGAGAUAAGAGGAGCUGGUUUGUUGCACGGUACAGAGUUUACUGAUAACAAGUCUCCUAAUGAUCCUUUCCCUCCUGAAUGGGGUAUAGGUGCAUAUUUUGGAGCACAGUGUGAGAAGCACGGGAUGUUGGUACGUGUUGCUGGUGAUAGCAUAAUGAUGUCUCCUCCCUACAUUCUUAGUCUGGAAGAAAUUGACGAGUUGAUAAGCAAAUAUGGGAAAGCACUGAAGGAUACUGAAAAGAGAGUGGAAGAACUCAAGUCCCAGAAGAAGUAAAAGCUCAUGGCAAAAAGCUUGAAAAAAAGAGAGAAAAAGUGGAAGUCCAAAUGAAAUAAAAAGUUAGCCACUCUUAGAUGAAGUAUAUGUAAAUCAAUCAGUUAACUAGGCUUAUAUAUAAGAUUAGUUGGGAUUAGUUAGAGUAUUUUUGUUGUUGUAGACUAGUUUUACGCUGGCUUUCAAUCUACAUCAAUUGUUUUUACCUUAUGAUACCGUCUAAUCUUUGUGAAAUCAAGUUAUGGAAAAAGGCGUUUGGACAUUC